UCCACGAUCUGCACGUUGGUGGUUUAGUCUCCCGUCCCCGUCAACGGCGUCCCCGCCCGUCCGAGCACCCUCGUCCCUCCUUAUAACCGCCUCUCGCUACUUCCGCUUUCUCUGAGGCCUGCUCGCCCGAUACCUCAUUUACCCCCACCGCUCUUUGCUCGUCUCUGCCGAUAUGAUGUUCGCCAAGACCGCCAUUGCCCUCGCUCUCGCUCUCUCCGCGUCCGCUCUCAGCGUCCCCCACGGCGCCCGCAGCGGCCACCACCGCGGCCUCGCUCAUCGUGCCCCCGCCGCCGUGACCGAGCCCGUCACCGUUCCGGAGGUUGCUGUCAAGGCGAGGCGCAAGCGCAGCCUCAACAAGCGUUGUGCUGCCAACAGCACUGUUUCGGCGGCAACCGCCGACCCUACUCCCUCCAGCGAUUCGUCGAGCUGGGUGGCUCCCUCUUCCAGCUCGGAGUGGGUCGCCCCCUCUUCCAGCUGGGUCGACUCCUCUUCCUGGGUCGACACGUCGUCUUGGGCCCUGCCCACUUCCAUCUGGACCCCGCCCACGUCGAGCUGGGUAGCCCCCACCACCUCCGACGAUCCCACCACCUGGUCGUCUUCUUCCGCACCUGCUCCCACGUCGUCCGCGUCCUCUGGCGGCGGACCGUCCUGGCUGUAUGGCAUUCAGAACGGCGAUGGUACCUUCUACGAGGCCGGUCUUGGCGCUUGCGGUAUCACGAACACGGAUUCCGACUACAUCGUUGCCGUCUCUGAGGAUCUGUUUGACGCAUAUCCCGGCUACAACGGUGCGGACCCUAACUCCAACCCCGUCUGCAACAAGCAGAUCGUUGCCACCUAUCAGGGCAAGUCUGUGACGCUCACGGUCACCGACCGGUGCACCGGCUGCAGCACGACGAGCAUCGACCUCACCCCGACUGCCUUCAGCCAGCUGGCAGACCAAUCUCUCGGUCGCAUCGAAUUGACCUGGGUGUGGGCUUAAGCGCACCGCGAGCCGAGGCUCGCGAUGCAGAUACCAUAUUUCUAUUCUAUCCAACGUUGCUGUCUCGUAUAUACUCGAAGAUCGUUACUGCGCUAUCCGUUAUUGCGCUUUUUUAUUGGCACCCAGUACGUCUCUCACACCCGGGUGUUCCUUUCGGUUCUCUCCGCGUGCGGAGAGGCGGAAGGCUAGGAGGGACGUGCGUGUUGCAUUACUACUUCGCAUCAAGCAUACCUGGUAUCAGUCGCUAGCUCUGGUUAUGUCUGCGCCUGUCGUAUUUACAUCCUGGUUCAGAUGUUGAUGAAUGGAAGUGAAUUGUGCAUGUA
Fomitopsis serialis is the source of this 1302-nucleotide messenger RNA. RefSeq names its product RlpA-like double-psi beta-barrel-protein domain-containing protein-containing protein. Bases 173 to 979 code for a protein of 268 amino acids. Lineage: Eukaryota; Fungi; Basidiomycota; Agaricomycetes; Polyporales; Fomitopsidaceae. The record is from RefSeq and is a predicted model, not a curated record. The transcript is spliced from 5 exons.